This is a messenger RNA of Vigna radiata var. radiata (mung bean), 3489 nucleotides long. Its product is annotated as ETO1-like protein 2. Bases 349 to 3105 code for a protein of 918 amino acids. Gene Ontology annotation, molecular function: protein binding. Gene Ontology annotation, biological process: negative regulation of ethylene-activated signaling pathway. The record is from RefSeq and is a predicted model, not a curated record. The transcript has 4 exons. NCBI's taxonomy places the organism in Eukaryota, Viridiplantae, Streptophyta, Magnoliopsida, Fabales, Fabaceae.
UUAACACCUUUUUAAGAUGCCGAGUUCUGUUUAGGCCACUUUUUCUGCCCACCAAUGCAAACCAACUAUGUAAAAGUAAAACACUGGUACCAAAGAAAAAAAAGCAUUCUUUUUCAGCUGUAAGCUAUUUUGUUCUUGGGUUGGGUGCUGCAAGCUCUUCUCCCCCUCUCUCUCUCUGAUGGGUUUUGGUUUUGGAAGCAGAUACAAGGAACAUCUUUUACUCAAAGGUUCAACCUUCAAGCCCGUAGUAGCCUAGCUUAUGGGCACGCCAAAGUUCAGUUCUUUAUCCCGACAGGGGCUUGAAGGCAACGUCUGGGUUCACUGAGGAAAACAAAAUACGGAAGAAAAAUGCGUGGCCUGAAGCUCGUUGAACGCUUUAAGAGCACCCAAGUUCAUGCCCUCAAUUCAGAAGGCACUAGCAGGAGAAACAAGGCCACUGGGGGAGCCAUCACAAUCAGAUCACUGGUGUCAAAGUCCAAAUCCAACACCACGAAAACCUCAGCAGUUGCAAACCAUGUUGUUCCUCUUCAGCUCCCAGCUGCUGACUCUCUUGAGCCUUCCAUAGAACCUUAUCUUAAACCCAUCAACCUCGUGGAGGCCUUGGCAGAACUUUACCACAGGCAAGAGUGCUGCCUUCAAUCUGAGAAAGCAUCACUUUCUGUGGAGCAGUUCACUUUAUUGCGCGGCCUUGGAGACCAGAAGCUUCUUAGGAGAUGUAUNAGAACAGCNCGGCAAAACGCUGGGNAUGUGCUUUCCAAGGNUGUGCUUUCGGCAUGGUUGAGGUUUGAGAGGAGGGAGGAUGAACUUGAGGGUUUGUCUUCAAUGGAUUGUGGUGGUUGUGUUAUUGAAUGUCCAAAGGGGAAUUUGGUGCAUGGGUUUAAUCCUUGUUCAAUCAAUGAUAGGUGCCAGUGUCCUCAAUGGACGAAACAGGAAACUAACACAGAAGAAAGUGUGCGUUUGGGUUUGCCAGAUGAGGAAAAUGAUAUUUCUUUUUGCAUUGGGAGUGAGGAAAUUGAUUGUGUUAGGUGGAGAAUUGCAGCUCUAUCUGACACUUUUAAGGCUAUGCUUUAUGGUGGCUUUGCUGAGUCCAAGAUGACGAAGAUUGUUUUCAGCCAAAAUGGGAUAUGCUCUACGGGUAUGAGGGCUGUGGAGUUGUAUAGCAGGGCUAAGACAAUAGAUUUUUUCUGUCCCAUGACUGUUUUGGAGUUGCUUUCCUUUGCCAAUAGGUUCUGUUGUGAGGAGAUGAAAGCUGCUUGUGAUGUUCAUUUGGCUUCAAUUGUCGAAAGUGUUGACGAUGCAUUGAUAUUUGUUGAUUAUGGGUUGGAAGAGAGAGCACCCCUUCUUGUGGCUUCCUGCUUACAAGUACUGCUCAGGGAGCUACCAAAUUCUUUGUGUAAUUCUAAUGUGAUGAAUAUAUUUUGUAGUUCUCAGGGAAGGAAAAGGUUGGCCACGGUGGGGUAUGAUUCUUUUUUACUGUACUAUUUUUUGAGCCAGGUGGCUAUGGAGGAAAGCAUGGUGUCAAAAACUACAGUGAUGUUACUAGAAAGGCUGGGGGAGUGUGCUACUGAAAGGUGGCAGAAGGCCCUUGCCUUCCACCAAUUGGGGUGUGUGCUGCUUGAAAGGAAAGAGUAUAAAGAUGCUCAGCAUAGUUUUGAGGCAGCAGCUGAAGCAGGUCAUUUGUAUUCUGUGGCUGGUGUGGCCAGAACCAAGUACAAGCAGGGUCAACCAUAUUCAGCCUAUAAGUUAAUUAGUUCUCUCAUGUUUGAGCACAAGCCUACUGGGUGGAUGUAUCAGGAACGUGCUCUUUACAAUAUGGGAAAGGAAAAAGGGGUUGAUUUGGAUGUUGCAACCGAAUUGGACCCCUCUCUUUCAUUUCCGUAUAAAUAUAGAGCCCUUCUAAAGGCGGAGGAGAAGCAGAUAAGUGCUGGAAUUUUAGAGCUUGAUAAAAUAAUUGGAUUUAAGCUCUCGCCUGAUUGCUUAGAAUUCCGGGCUAGGAUGUUUAUUGCACUUAAGGAUUAUGACAGUGCCAUAAGAGAUAUCAGGGCAUUGUUAACUUUGGAACCAAAUUAUAUAACUUCAAAUGAAAAGAUCGCAGGCAAAUACUUAGUUCAUCUCCUUAGACAUGUGGUGCGGCAAAAGAGUCAGGCUGAAUGCUGGAUUCAGUUAUAUGAACAAUGGUCUUCUGUAGAUGAUGUUGGUUCUUUGGCUAUCAUACAUCAGAUGCUGGAGAAUGAUCCUGGAAAGAGUCUGCUGGAGUUUCGUCAGUCUCUACUCCUAUUGAGGUUAAACUGUCAAAAGGCUGCAAUGCACAGUUUGAGGAUGGCGAGAAACCAUUCCAGUUCAAUGCAAGAAAGGUUAAUUUAUGAAGGAUGGAUAUUAUAUGAUACAGGCUAUAGGGCUGAAGCGCUGGCUAGGUCUGAUAGAUCAAUUACAAUUCAGAGAACAUUUGAAGCCUAUUUUCUAAAAGCAUACGUGUUAGCAGAUACGAGUAUGGAUCAUGAAUCUGCUUCUCACGUUAUUGAACUUCUGGAAGAAGCACUUAAGUGUCCUUCAGAUGGUCUUCGUAAAGGGCAAGCACUCAAUAACUUAGGGAGUAUUUAUGUAGAUUGUGGUAAGCUUGAUCUUGCAAAAGCAUGCUAUGAGAACGCCCUUGCAAUUAGGCAUACACGAGCUCAUCAAGGUUUAGCACGUGUUUAUCAUCAGAAAAAUCAAAGAAAAGCUGCAUAUGAUGAGAUGACCAAGCUAAUUGAGAAGGCAGAGAGCAAUGCCUCAGCAUAUGAGAAACGAUCAGAAUACUGCGACCGCGAGAUGGCAAGGGUUGAUCUGAAUGUUGCAACCCAACUGGAUCCAUUAAGGACAUAUCCAUAUAGAUAUAGGGCAGCAGUGAUGAUGGAUGAGCAAAAAGAGUCUGAAGCUGUAGAUGAGCUCACCAAGGCCAUAAAUUUCAAACCUGACUUGCAAAUGCUUCAUCUCCGAGCAGCAUUUUAUGAGGCAGUAGGAGACCUAUCUUCAGCUCUUCAAGAUUGUCAAGCAGCUUUAUGCUUAGACCCCAACCAUACGGACACGCUAGACCUGUAUCAGAGGGCGCGAAAAUUAAGCUUUUAAUCAUAAACGACAAGCACAUCAAAUGUCUACAAUGUGAAGAUCUUGGUUAGAAAAUUGCUGGGGCGUCCCAACUUUGUUAGACACAAGGAGAGGGGACAUACACGAUCAAACUGUUGAAAUAAUGCCAAAACUCCCAAGAAGCAAAGCCUGGAUGAUUCAAGGAAAAGAUGGAGUAAUGUGGAGGAGGAUGACUCAGGUGUACAUCGGAAGAUGUUUAGAGCAGUAACACCGUUAUCCAAUAUACAUUCUUGUGAUCCUUGUGCACAUAAUUGUCUCACUAUUCACACAUUUGUACAGUGACAGGGUUAUGAUUAUAGAGAUUCACACUUUGUUUACUAAAGUGUAUAUCUAUUGCAUUUAUUUAUAGAGAUCCACAGCAAAUCA